AAGAUGAGUUGGUUAUUACAUAUAUGAAUUAUUGUUAGAAUCUGUUAUGUUUUUUUAACAUAACAUAGAUCUCGAUUUAAACCAACAAACGGUGCCUGGUUUGUUUUCGGCUUUGCUUUCUAUUUUACUUCGUGUGGUCUUUGUAUCACCUCGGCAUCAUUCUGUUCAAUCUAAUAUUUUUAUAUUUUCAGAAUACUUUGAUUGAUACCAGUGCGACCCCACCUUGUCCAUUUACAUUCUGCAGGCAUAGUAAACAAGGGCUGGAAUAACGGAAUUUUUAAGCCAAUCAAAAAUCCGGACAGUAGUUGUGUUAACCAAUCAAAAUAGAUCUAACUGCAUCCCCGCUGAACGCUCGACUUCACUGGGUGGACUGCACAUUUCUGUUGGAUAGAUUUGAAUCUGCAAUUCAUAGGGUUUUUGAGUCAACAAUCAAGAUAAAGAUGCAGUUCAUGCUGCUGUUCAGUCGGCAGGGUAAGCUGCGGCUGCAGAAGUGGUAUGUACCCCUGUCAGACAAAGAGAGGAAGAAGAUCUCCAGGGACCUGGUCCAGACCAUUCUAGCCCGUAAGCCCAAGAUGUGUUCCUUCCUGGAGUGGAGGGACCUCAAGAUCGUCUACAAGAGAUACGCCAGCCUGUAUUUCUGCUGUGCGGUGGAAGAUCAAGACAAUGAGCUCAUCACGCUGGAGAUCAUCCACAGAUACGUAGAGCUGCUGGAUAAGUACUUUGGCAGUGUGAGUGUGCUGGACAUCAUCUUUAACUUUGAGAAGGCCUACUUCAUCCUGGAUGAGUUCCUGCUAGGAGGAGAGGCUCAGGAGACCUCCAAGAAGAACGUGUUGAAGGCUAUAGAGCAGGCCGACCUGCUGCAGGAGGAUGCCAAAGAAGCUGAAGCCCCACGGAGUGUCCUGGAGGAGAUUGGCCUGACAUAA
Molecule: messenger RNA, 923 nt
Organism: Oncorhynchus gorbuscha (pink salmon)
Lineage: Eukaryota; Metazoa; Chordata; Actinopteri; Salmoniformes; Salmonidae
Product: AP-1 complex subunit sigma-2-like
Exons: 6
Coding region: 441-923 (160 amino acids)
Biological process (GO): intracellular protein transport; vesicle-mediated transport
Cellular component (GO): membrane coat; intracellular membrane-bounded organelle; AP-1 adaptor complex
Molecular function (GO): clathrin-cargo adaptor activity
Source: RefSeq, a predicted model, not a curated record